AACAAAAUUAGAAACAAGUUCUUUUUUUCUAGUAUUCAGUCAGUGGCAGAAAAUUCUCCUUCUAAAGUCUAAACGGAGAAGAAAAAGAAAGCUAAAUGCAAUCUUAACUUCGCUUUGGUUCCUUUCUUAUUUACAAUCAUGCCAUCACGGUUUUCGCCUCCAGAAUUUGCGGCGGAGACGCCACCGCAGCACCACCGCCACCUACAUAGAAACAUACACCUGCUUCCCCCACUACUCGCUGCAGCCGUAACCAUAACUAUAAUACUUUUAACCGUCUUAACCAUCUUAAUCUACCGGAAGCUCUCCCGCAACCGCACAGCUCCAUCGGAAUCUUCAAGCCAUCGUCACUGCCGCCGCUUCUCAUACUCCCUCCUCCGCCGCGCCACCUCCUCCUUCUCCCCUUCAAACCGGUUAGGGCACGGCGGAUUCGGCUCAGUUUACAAAGGAACUCUCCCCUCGUCCCCCCAGCCGCUCGCAGUCAAAGUUAUGAACUCAACAGAUUCAUUGCAAGGAGAGCGUGAGUUCCACAACGAACUCUCUCUCUCACGCGCCUUGGAUUCUCCCUACAUUGUUCCUCUCAUUGGGUUCUCUUCAGAUUCCAGAAGAAGAAGGUUCGUUCUGGUUUAUGAAUUAAUGGAAAAUCGGAGCGUGCAAGACGCGCUGCUGGAUAGAAAAUGCGAAGAGCUAAUGGGGUGGAGUAGAAGAUUUUGUGUUAUAAGCGAUGUGGCUAAAGGGCUUGAGUAUCUCCAUCAUUUCUGUGAUCCGCCGGUUAUUCACGGCGAUAUUAAGCCAAGUAAUAUUCUUUUGGAUGGAGAUUUCAACGCCAAGAUUGGUGAUUUCGGUCUUGCUAGAUUGAAAACGGAGGAUCUAAUCGAAGGGCUUGAAGAAGGUGAAGUUUUGAGGAAAAAAGAUGUAGAAGAUAACGGAUCGAUUUUAGAAGAAACAGAGAGCGUUUUGACGGGUUUCGAAGAAGGGGCGAGUUUGACUGUUGCUGAUAGCCAUAGAUCACCGGAAAGCUGUGUGCUUAGAGUUUUGGAUUCUGAGGCGUCGCCGGCUUUGUCACCGGAGGUGGGACUGGAAAAAGGGAGUGUUUUAUCUGAAGGACUCUUUGACAAGGUCAGUGUGGAAAGUGGGAGAGAUUUAGCUGGUCACAAAAAGGGUGGUUCGAGAAGAGAUUGGUGGUGGAAGCAGGAUCCUGGGGUUGGGUCUGAAUCGGGGAGGGUUAAAGACUAUGUAAUGGAAUGGAUUGGGAAUGAGAUUAAAAAGGAAAGACCCAAAAAUGAAUGGCUUACUUCUCCAAGCUCAGUCGAUAACAUUAAUGAUAGUAAGGUUUCCAGUUCCAGCGUUGAGCAUAAAAAGGAAAAGAUUCGGAAGAAGGAGAGGAACAGAAAGCCCAGAGAGUGGUGGAAAGAAGAAUUUUGUGAAGAACUAACUAAGAAGAAGAAGAAAAAGAAGAAAAGGGGUCUUAGUUCCAGUAACAAUGGAGAACUCUGGUGGCAAAGAGAUGAAGAAAUGGUAGUAAGGAAAAAGAAAAAGAACAGCAGAGGCAGCAUUGAUUGGUGGUUAGAUGGAUUUAGUGGUGAAUUCAAAAUCGGUAGAAGAAAUAGCCAAGAUUGGGCUAGUGGGGAUAUACCGAAGAGCGGUGGGAUCAGUAGCACGCCGAGUAUGAGGGGAACCGUUUGUUAUAUUGCGCCUGAGUACGGUGGUGGUGGUUUACUUUCAGAGAAAUGCGAUGUUUACAGCUUUGGGGUUCUGGUUUUGGUCAUAAUAUCCGGUCGUAGACCUCUCCAAGUCACGGCCUCGCCGAUGUCAGAAUUCGAGAGAGCAAAUUUGAUAUCUUGGGCAAGGCAACUGGCCUACAACGGGAGGCUUUUGGAACUUGUUGAUCCCUCUAUUCAUUCAUUGGAUAAAGAUCAAGCAUUGCUUUGUAUUACCAUUGCAUUGCUUUGUCUACAAAGAUCACCAAGCAAGCGGCCUACCAUGAAAGAGAUUGUGGAUAUGCUUUCUGGUGAGGCAGAGCCACCGCAUUUGCCUUUCGAGUUUUCGCCUUCGCCGCCAUCAAAUUUCCUGUUUAAAUCCAGGAAGAAGGCGCGGUGAGUGUUGUAUUUCUUUGAUACUAGCAAGCCUUUUGAUUUAACUGUAGAGUUUGUACCUAGCUGUAGGUCAUUUUCAUUACUUCUUGCUUAUGUAGAACAAAUAGUUGCCAAAAUGGAGAAGAAGAAAAGAAAGCUGCUUACAUUAUCUCAUAAGUGGGUCUCUUUCUUGCUUGGCUUGUUCUUAGAAAUGUAUUUUUUUUUCUCCUUUUCUAAGGUGUUUACUUGAGUCUAAAAGUCUCCUUUUUAA
Molecule: messenger RNA, 2343 nt
Organism: Gossypium raimondii (Peruvian cotton)
Lineage: Eukaryota; Viridiplantae; Streptophyta; Magnoliopsida; Malvales; Malvaceae
Product: receptor-like serine/threonine-protein kinase At2g45590
Exons: 1
Coding region: 139-2097 (652 amino acids)
Biological process (GO): protein phosphorylation
Molecular function (GO): protein kinase activity; ATP binding
Source: RefSeq, a predicted model, not a curated record